AUGGCCAUUGCUUGGGGGAACCUAUUCAAAAUAUACCUCCCCACAUCUGUAUCAUAUAUCUUCCCGAAUGCCGUCAUCGAAUUCUUUGACGACUCAACCCAAAGAAACCACAGAGAGAAGGCAAUGCCGCCAUUUCUUCAUUUCUUUGUAAUCAAAGCGAAAAUAGAACAUCAAAGAAGAAUAUCUGUCGGCCAUCUUUGUCAUAUCUAUCUAUCUAUCUAUCUAUCUAUCUAUCUAUCUAUCUAUCUAUUUAACUGUCUAUCUAUCUAUAUAUCAAUUUAUCUAUUUUUCUACGUUUGUUUACAUCUAUCAAUCUUUGUACGUUUGUACACAUCAAUCCAUCUAAUAUAUCCACGUCUGUUCACAUCUAUCUAUCUAUCUAUCUAUCUAUCUAUCUAUCUAUCUAUCUAUCUAUCUAUCUAUGUUCAUUAUCUCUCUAUCUCUCGCUCUGCUCUCUAUGUUGCUGUCAUCUACGAAACUUAG
Molecule: messenger RNA, 483 nt
Organism: Acanthosepion pharaonis
Lineage: Eukaryota; Metazoa; Mollusca; Cephalopoda; Sepiida; Sepiidae
Source: the annotation of a GenBank genome assembly